GGAAGGAGCGAGAGAAAAGCUUCAAGGACACGAGCGGAAGAGAACGCGAACGAAGUGAGAGAACCAGGGAAGGGUUCGGCUGGUUUUGGUUCAUAGGAAGGGACUGCCCGAGCUCGCUGGAAACAGCCGAGGAGAAAGGAGAAAUCUGAGAGGAAGAGAGAGUGGAUCCCGUUUCGGAGUAGCAGAAAACCGCAUCGCCGGAGUUAGCCGUCGGUUUUCAGAGCUCCGGUCAAAGGCCAAUCGCUGCGUCGUUCUUCGCAGAUUCGGUGUCGAAGAUCAGACGAAUACUGAGAUUUCUACGGCAAGCAGAGGAAAAGCUCCAACCAGACGCUCUUCAUCGUCGUCAAGCGAGAGCUCGAAUCGCCAAAGAAACCAGAUCUGAAACAAACAGGAGAUGGACUACAGCUCUGAAGAAGAUUCAGAUAUUAGUGAUUCUGAGAUAUUGGACCAUGUAGACAAACCUUAUGAUGAGUUGAGGUCCGGAAAAUUCAAAGUAAAGGGCCCCAAUGGAAGCUUAAGAUGCCCUUUCUGCACGGGCAAGAAAAAGCAGGACUACAGGUAUAAAGAACUAUACCAACAUGCGGCAGGGGUGGGUAAAGGUUCUGCAAAUAGAAGUGGCAAACAAAAGGCAAACCACCUUGCCUUGGCGAAGUACCUGGAGACAGACCUAGCCAGUGAGGCAGACCAACCUCCUCAACCGGUUGUGCCACAACCUUCUGCACAAACGCCUCAGCAAGAUGAGGUUUUUGUCUGGCCUUGGACUGGAGUCAUAGCCAACAUUCUUGUUGACAAAAGCAGUGAGAAAGAACUUGUAGAUAGUGCAUAUUGGCUGACCAAGUUUACCAAGUACAAACCUCUGGAAGUCCACGUGUUUUGGAAUGAAGAUGGUCAGUCAGCAAAAGCUGUAGUGAGGUUCAAUGAUCAUUGGGAGGGAUUUAAAAAUGCCACAGAAUUUGAGAAAGAAUUUGAGACUGAGAAUCACGGAAAAAAGGGCUGGAAUUUGCAGAAGGCAGAGCCUGGAUCAAGUACAUAUGGCUGGCGUGCGCAGUCCGAUGACUAUGAUGCAGAUGGGCCAGUCGGAGAUUACCUCCGCAAGACAGGGAAGUUGCGGACAGUCUUGGACAUUGUUCAGGAAGCCACUCAGAGUAGCCAUAGAAUUGUUGCGCAUCUAGCCAACAAGAUUGAUUCGACGAAUGAAACGUUGCAGCAGUUACAGUCAAAAUAUAAUGAGAAGACUUUGUCAUUGACCAGGAUGCUUGAAGAAAAGGACAAGCUUCACUCUGCUUUUGUCGAAGAAACAAGGAGGAUGCAACGCCUUCAACGUGACAGAAUACAGGGUAUAUUGUUCGAACAAGAGAAACUCAGCAAUGAGUUGGAAAAGAAGAAAAGAAAGAUCGAUUCUUGGAGCAAGGAAUUGAACAAACGUGAAACCCUGACUGAGCGUGAGAGACAAAAGCUGGAUGAGGACAAGAAAAAGAAUGAUGUCAAAAACAGUUCUCUCCAGUUGGCAUCAAUGGAGCAGAAAAGAGCUGAUGAAAAUGUCCUCAGGCUGGUGGAAGAACAAAAGAGGGAGAAAGAGGAGGCCCUGAGUAAGAUCCUGGAAUUGGAAAGGCAGCUUGAUGCGAAGCAGAAAUUGGAAAUGGAGAUUGAAGAGUUGAAAGGGAAAGUAGAAGUUAUGAAGCACCUUGAAGAUCAAGAUGAUGAAGCUGUUCAAAAGAAGAUGAAGGAGAUGAAUGAGGAAUUGAAAGAGAAGAAGGACGAGCUGACCAAUUUGGAGGAUCUAAAUAACACCCUUUGGAUUAAAGAGCGCCAGAGCAAUGAUGAAUUGCAAGAAGCUCGUAAGGAGUUGAUCCAGGGUUUGAGUGAGGUGCUAGGUGCAAGCGCAGAUAUUGGGAUCAGGAGAAUGGGGGAGCUUGAUGAUAAGCCGUUUCUUACUGCUUGCAAGAAAAGAUUUUCAGCUCAGGAAGCACCAAUGCAGGCCAGUAAAUUAUGCUCUUUGUGGCAGUCACAAGUGAAUUCACAGUGGCAUCCAUUCAGAACCAUUGAGAUUGAUGGGAAGGCCCAGGCAAUGCUUGUUGAAGAAGAUGAAAAACUGCAAAAGCUUAAGGAGGAGUGGGGUGAUGAGGUCUGCUCAGCAGUUGUCACAGCUUUGAAAGAGCUGAACGAAUAUAAUCCAAGCGGAAUGUAUGUUGUAUCUGAGCUCUGGAACUUCAAAGAAAAAAGAAAAGCCACUUUGAAAGAGGUCAUUGCUUUUAUUGCGAAGAAAAUCAAAACACCCAAGCGCAAGAGAACAUGAGUCUGAGGGAGGAAUCUGUCUGAAGGAGGUCUGCCAGAGUUGUUUAGAGCUAUUCUUAUUGCGAUGCUGUCCUUGAUGUAGAUACUCUUGGCUAGUUUUAUCAUCACUAGAUAAUAGAAUGCUUUGAACUUAUAUUAGCUGAACAAACAUUAGGAUGUUUAUUGUAUGUAUCGGAGCAUGCAAUUCCCAGAAUUUUCUUUCUUGCUUGCAAUGUUUAGCAAAUGGCGGGGUUGUGUAACUUUGUUUUAA
Messenger RNA from Eucalyptus grandis, 2545 nucleotides. Its product is annotated as factor of DNA methylation 1. Lineage: Eukaryota; Viridiplantae; Streptophyta; Magnoliopsida; Myrtales; Myrtaceae. Gene Ontology annotation, biological process: gene silencing by siRNA-directed DNA methylation. Bases 395 to 2296 code for a protein of 633 amino acids. The transcript has 8 exons. The record is from RefSeq and is a predicted model, not a curated record.